AUGGCUUGCGAGCGUUCUUCUGUUUCUUUGCCAUUGAUUACGAGAUCUCACUCGGACAUUUUGCUGGAAGACUGUUCAGAUAUAGAAUAUUCUCAGCUACUGGAACAGUUUUUGAAUAACGAAAUUCAGAAGACGAAAGAUCAUCAAUCCGAGGAGAGGUUUGCUAUUCACAAAGCAUGUAUGGGCAAAUUAAUUGAACGUCUGCCAGGAUACAGGCUACUACUGACUGCAAUUCAGUCUGAAUAUGAGAGUUUUUCUGAGGCUCUUCAACGUGGAGAAACUGAGGGUUUAUAUUUGGAAAGCAAAUUAAUAAACUUAAAAGGAGAAAAAGGAACUUUAAGAAAUUAUAAAGACAGAAUUGCUGACCUUUGCCACAAACUGAAGCUAAUUGAAAUAGACAACACAAGAAUUGAAGAGCAAAUCCUAGAUUUCAAGCGUAAGAGAGAAGAGGAGAAAGCUGAACGAUUGAAGCUUGCUCUCGAGACUGGUGCAGUGCGGCACAAGAUGACGUCCAAACAGCGAUGUCUUCUUCUUAGACAUUUGACAUUGGAACAGUCUACUAACAUAGACACACUAAGAAAUGAGCUAGCUGUAUUGGAAGCUUCUGUUCAAGAAAUGCAAAUGAGCAGCAACAAACAGUUUCUCCCUAGAGCUCAUAAAGAAAAACUGGAAGAAGAUCUAAAAUCAAGAGAGAAAGUUUAUGAGAAAGUUGGUGAAACUCAUGAAGAUCUCAAGUCGAGACUUCACAACUUGAAAGCCGCUCUUCUAGCCACAACAUCAUAUUGUAACUCUACUGUGGAAACAAGGAGUUUAGCUGACGUUGUGGAGCUUGCUUUAGCUGGAAGGAACUACAAAAUGCCCCAAGUCAGUACAAGAACAUCAAUUAUCCCUGCACCUUCGUCUCUUGAUGAAGAUUUAGCUAAAGAGAGAGAAACUCAGAAGAUGUUGGACUAUAUGGACAAAUUCAAUGAGCUCAUGACAGAUAGAAGGUAUGAGAAAGCAGCAGUUCAUGCAGCUAAUUCCCCCAAGGGUACUCUGCGCACGUCAGAGACACUGCAGCAAUUUAAAGCAGUGAGUCACACGAAUACUAGUGGAUCACCAUUGCUGUUCUAUUGUGAAACUCUGAUGGCCACAAUUGAACCUCACAACGACAAACCAAAUAUAUCAGAUUCACUGGAAUGUGCUCAAUGUAUCCUUCAACAUGGGAAAUUAGACCUUCUAGCUCAAUGGUUGGCCGCAGAUUCACUGACGUGUUCCGUUCCACUUGGCAGAGCAAUUGAAAAUUCCAUAAAUGAGGUUGCACAACGAAGGUUGUGCUUCUCAUUGGCUCAAACUGUCUACACGAGAUGUGCAGCUCACAGAGAAGCUGCACUCAGUAUGUGUAGACAGGGUCGUCCUUUUGGCGCAAUGAGAUAUGCACAAGAAGUGGCUAAUUUUCAGCAAGAAGACUUCCAAUUUCUUCUUGAAACCGUAAGAACCUCUGAAUUGGCACUCACUUUAAUCCACACUUGUCCACCAGUUCUCAGCCUAGAUUCAAUACUAACAGCUCUGCAGCAAGACCAAGACAAUCUUGUUGCUUUCUACAAGGAGCUUGCUUGUCAUCCCAACUUGCAUCAGCUUGUUUGUACUGAUUCUCAAACUUCUCAAGAAAGAUGGUUAGAAAUUGUUCAUCAAUGUCAAGAGCUUGAUCUUCAAACACAGAGUGAGGCCAUUAUGUUAAUUGUGUCUGCUAAACAAUCUUAGCAAUACAAUGAGGAGCUGAAUCAUCAUGUGGGCGUGACAUCAUUCCUAUAGACCUUGUGAUUGAUCAUGUCAAUACAAGAUGUCUUCAUUGUUUUAGCUCAUAUAACUCUUUGCAUAUCAAGGGCACUGUAUGAUGAUGUAGAAACAAACAUAGAAGUACAAAACAGAUAAGUAAGCAUCCAAUAAUUAUAUCAAGGUUAGUUGUCUAUCAAUGUUAGUUGUACAGUGAUA
Molecule: messenger RNA, 1974 nt
Organism: Corticium candelabrum
Lineage: Eukaryota; Metazoa; Porifera; Homoscleromorpha; Homosclerophorida; Plakinidae
Product: clathrin heavy chain linker domain-containing protein 1-like
Exons: 25
Coding region: 1-1743 (580 amino acids)
Source: RefSeq, a predicted model, not a curated record